Talaromyces proteolyticus is the source of this 1425-nucleotide messenger RNA. RefSeq names its product dimethylallyl tryptophan synthase GliD2. Bases 1 to 1425 code for a protein of 474 amino acids. Gene Ontology annotation, molecular function: transferase activity, transferring alkyl or aryl (other than methyl) groups. The transcript has 4 exons. Lineage: Eukaryota; Fungi; Ascomycota; Eurotiomycetes; Eurotiales; Trichocomaceae. Gene Ontology annotation, biological process: alkaloid metabolic process. The record is from RefSeq and is a predicted model, not a curated record.
AUGACAAUAAGUUACUUAGAAGCAAUCGAUCAGUAUCAACGGGGGAAUCAAAGCACCACCUACCAUCGAUCAAUCAAGUCAAAAUGCCUACAAAGCAAGCUCAAUGCAAUCAACGGAGAAAGAGAUGUCAAUGUCAAUGUGGAAGAAUUACCUCUGGCAUCUUUGACGCCCUUUGACCUUUUAUCCGUUGCUCUACCUCUCCCUGGCCCAGUGUCUUCGACAGAUUACUGGUGGCGAAAGACUGGACCUAUCAUCAGUGGGCUGCUCUCAAAAGCGAAUUACCCUCUGUACAACCAUUACAAGCAUCUCUUGUUAUACCAUAGCCAUAUUCUUCCACUACUUGGACCUCGCCCGCCACAUCAUAAUGAUACUCACCCAUCUCCUUCAAACGCACCAUGGAGGGCAUUCCUCACAGAUGACUUCACUCCCGUUGAACCGAGCUGGAACAUAAGUGGCAACGAAUCUACCAUCCGACUUGGAGUUGAACCCAUUGGCUUCUCAGCUGGAACUCACACUGACCCUUUCAAUCAAUCUUUGGUUACCGAAUUCAUGAACUCUUUGGUAGCUAGCGAGGCAGAUGCUGAUUUGGAAAUGUUUGAGCACUUCCGGAAGGAUUUCUUCAUUCCAGCGGAGUCGUCUUGCGAGAUACUCGCGAAACUGCCAGAUGGAGAGCACAGCUCACAGAGCUUUUUGGCGUUUGAUUUUGAUAAAGGCCGCGUCACGAGCAAGGCAUAUUUCUUUCCUAUCUUGAAGUCCCUCGCUACUGGACAAGAUACAAUGAGCCUCGUUAGCGAAUCCAUCCUCAGGCUUGCAGAGAAAAGCUCGUGGGGUGCUCAAAUGAUCACUGCAAUCUCUGUGCUAGAGGCAUGGAUGACUACUUGUGAGGGUGCUAGAGCGGAGAUGAUUAGCGUGGAUUGUGUGGGUGCAGAUAAGUCCAGGAUCAAGAUCUAUGUCCGCAUACCUCACACAUCUCUAAAAAAAGUAAAAGAGACAUAUAAUCUUGGCGGUCGACUGAGGGACGAUGUCACCACCGAGGGACUGAAAGUGCUCGACAACUUAUGGAGAACAAUCUUCCAACCAGCCAACGAUGACGAUGAACUUCCUCAAAAUUCACAUCGCACAGCAGGCACUAUCUUCAACUUUGAGCUUCGUCCAGGAAAAUGGUUUCCGGAACCAAAGUUAUAUUUGCCGGUACGACACUACUGUGCCAGUGACCUUCAGAUUGCGAAUCGGCUGCAGAUCUUCUUCGGAAAGAUGGGCUGGAAACGCUUGGAGCAUGAGUAUAGUACUGAUCUUCAGGACUUGUUCCCGCAUCAUCCAUUGUCUCGUGAGACGGGAACACAUACCUACCUAUCGUUUUCAUACAAGAAGCAAAAAGGUGUUUAUAUGACGAUGUACUAUAAUCCUAAAAUCUACACUGUGUAG